AAAGAAAGAAAGAAAGAAAGAAAGAAAGAAAGAAAGAAAGAAAGAAAGAGAAAGAAAGAAAGAAAGAAAGAAAUGAGAGAGAGAGAGCAAGAGAGAAAGAAAGAAAGAAAUGAGAGAGAGAGAGAGACAGACAGACAGAGACAGAGAAAAUGAGAAAGAAAGCUCUUCCUCUUUCUCACUAUUUUUUCUGUUGGGGAGCCUGGAUAUGUGUCUGCUUAG
This is a messenger RNA of Nothobranchius furzeri (turquoise killifish), 219 nucleotides long. Lineage: Eukaryota; Metazoa; Chordata; Actinopteri; Cyprinodontiformes; Nothobranchiidae. The record is from RefSeq and is a predicted model, not a curated record.